CUUGCACGCAAGUCAGUGCCAUGCCUCUGAGGGCGCUGCGGUUCGGCUUGUGCCAGGGUCUCUUGGCCCGGUGGUUCGGCACGCGCAGAGGAGCCUCCACUCUGGAUUGGCAUGGAAAGAUUUCUGAGAUGAAGAAGAAGAUCCAGUCAAUCCUGCCUGGAGGGACCUGGGAUCAGCUGAAUGACACCGGCCACCUGCCCCCCGAACAGGCAGACGUGGUGAUUGUGGGAGGUGGAGUGCUUGGCCUGUCUGUGGCCUAUUGGCUGAAGAGAUUGGAGAAGCAACGGGGUGCCAUUCGGGUGCUGGUGGUGGAACGAGAUCAUACGUAUUCACAGGCCUCCACGGGGCUUUCUGUGGGAGGAAUUCGUCAGCAGUUCUCAUUGCCGGAGAACAUCCAGCUCUCCCUCUUCUCGGUCAACUUCCUGCGGAAUAUCAAUGAGUACUUGGCUGUAGUUGAUGACCCUCCCCUGGACCUCCAGUUCAACCCCUCAGGCUAUCUCUUGCUAUCUUCAGAGAAGGGUGCUGCUGUCAUGGAGAGCAAUGUGAAGGUGCAGAGGGAGGAAGGCGCCAAAAUUUGUCUGAUGUCUCCUGAGCAGCUUCGGUACAAGUUUCCCUGGAUAAACACAGAGGGCGUAGCCCUGGCUUCUUACGGGAUGGAGAAUGAAGGCUGGUUUGAUCCCUGGUGUCUGCUGCAGGGGCUUCGGCGAAAGGUCCAGGCCAUGGGUGUCCUUUUCUGCCAUGGAGAGGUCACACGCUUCGUCUCUUCAUCAGACCACAUGGAGACAGCAGGUGGGGAGAAGCUGACUUUGAAAAGGAUUCACGAGGUCCAUGUUAAGAUGGACCACAGCCUGGAGUACCAGCCCGUGGAGUGUGCUGUCGUGAUUAACGCAGCAGGAGCCUGGUCUGGGCAGGUUGCAGAGCUGGCUGGUAUUGGGACGGGGCCCCCCGGAACUCUGCAAGGCAUCAAGCUCCCUGUGGAGCCAAGGAAAAGGUAUGUGUACAUAUGGCACUGCCCGCAGGGACCAGGCCUGGAGACCCCAUUUGUCACAGACACCAGUGGAGCCUAUUUCCGCCGGGAAGGACUAGGCAACAACUACCUAGGUGGCCGGAGCCCCUCCGAGGAAGAGGAGCCAGACUCGGGGAACCUGGAUGUGGACCAUGAUUUCUUCCAAGAAAAGGUGUGGCCCCCUUUGGCCCAGAGGGUGCCAGCGUUUGAGACUCUGAAGGUUCGGCGCGCUUGGGCUGGCUAUUACGACUACAACACCUUUGACCAGAAUGGGGUAGUGGGUCCCCACCCACUGGUUGUCAACAUGUACUUCGCCACGGGCUUCAGUGGUCACGGGCUCCAACAAGCCCCUGCUGUGGGGCGAGCUGUGGCAGAGUUGGUGUUGCAGGGCCGCUUCCAGACCAUCGACCUAAGCUCCUUCCUCUUUAAUCGUUUUUACUGGGGAGAGAAGGUCCAGGAGUCUAAUGUCAUCUGAGCUGGUAAGCUCUGCCCUUGGCCCCAGGUCCCCGUCCAUAACCUUUGGCUAUAGUUGGGUCCACAUUAGUCCCCUUUCCUGCCCCGUUCCUCAGCAGCUACAUGCCAGGGCCCCCAUCCUCCCACAGGUGGGUAGAACAGCCGCGCCUCGCCUCUCAACCCACUUCCUCACUGUUCUCCCCUUGGACCCAUAUGACUGGCAUGUGGCCGACUACAGACGCUGAAAUUUCCUGCACCUCAGGCCCAACCCAGGAGGCUGAUGGGUGGGGCCCAAAGACUAAUUUCUGGUCCAGGCUGAUGCUGCCUACCAAGGCAAUCCAGUUCAACAAUCUGGUCCAGGCGGAUGCUACCUACCAAGGCAAUCCAGUUCAACAAUCUCUGGUCCAGGCUGAUGCUGCCUACCAAGGCAAUCCAGUUGAACAAUCUGGUCCAGGCUGAUGCUACCUACCAAGGCAAUCCAGUUGAACAGAACACUCAGGAGUCUGGAAAAACGUGGACCAGGACUGGUUCCUUUUGGGUACUGGGUGAGAAAGAUUGCCACUGACUCUCCUGGCAGGCCCAGCUGAGCCCAGAUAAAGGUGAGCAUGCUGGGGCAGCCUGGGCCUGCAAUAUUGACUCAUCUGUGUACUUUGUCAUCAGUCAAUAAAUGUGGUUAACUCCUA
Echinops telfairi (small Madagascar hedgehog) is the source of this 2142-nucleotide messenger RNA. It is a transcript of the gene FOXRED1, whose product is annotated as FAD dependent oxidoreductase domain containing 1. The transcript is spliced from 11 exons. Bases 21 to 1481 code for a protein of 486 amino acids. Gene Ontology annotation, cellular component: cytoplasm. NCBI's taxonomy places the organism in Eukaryota, Metazoa, Chordata, Mammalia, Afrosoricida, Tenrecidae. The record is from RefSeq and is a predicted model, not a curated record. Gene Ontology annotation, molecular function: oxidoreductase activity.